Messenger RNA from Cladocopium goreaui, 867 nucleotides. Lineage: Eukaryota; Dinophyceae; Suessiales; Symbiodiniaceae. The record is from the annotation of a GenBank genome assembly.
GAGCAAUACUACAGGCUUGGAGAUGACAUGCCAAUGGGACUGAAACUCGCGUCACUGGACCAACUGAAGCAACUCGUCCGCUUUUGGGAAGCACUUGGCGGUGGUGCGCGAGCGCAAGUCAAACAAAUCCUAAUUAACAGGGCUCGAAUCUUGUACCGCCCGCAAGAUCGUGAUGCCUACGACCAAAGCUUCAUGCGAACCCACACCUCCAGGGCCUUCAACUUGGCAUCAGAGUGGAAUGUCGAUGAGGUGUCGUCUUUCAGCCACAUGCGCUUGAACUUCGUGGAGUUUCUCGCUGCGCUAGGAGCUGUGGUGUACCUGAAAGAGACCUACGUGCCAGAUGAGUUCGCAGAUCUCCUGGAGGAAUUCAUCCUGGAUCAGCUCAAACCAGUGGUCUUGGAGUACAGGGCGCGCACGGGCAAGGGUGAGGAGAUUGAAGGGUUGCUGACCCACAAGACUCUUCGGAAGGUGUGCGAACAGAUCUUUCGAAGUGCAGAUGAGGACUCCGAUGAAACCUUGAGCGCCCUUGAGUUUGGCAAUGCUCUACGAGACCCCAAAACCAAAGAGCUCUUCAAAGGGAAGGAGUUCGACAUCUCGCAGAUCAUGGAAGUCUUUGGCGCGUUGGACGAAGAUGGAAGCGGGGAGCUCAAUUUCGCCGAGGUGUUGCAUGGCAUCAGCGCGCUGCUGAAGAUGGAGCAAACCGAGCCACGUAUCAAAGCCUUUCUGAAGAAGGACGGUGGAGACUGGGAACUCUCUGGAGGGGUGGGGGUGGGGUGUAGCCUGGUGAAUGUGGUGGUCAUUGGGGUUAGUUCGAUAGAUGGGAGAAGCCAGGAAUGGGAGACCCAAUGGAAAUUUCCACGGGAUUGA